AUGGGAGGAGGAAAGCAAGCUAAUACGUCCAUGACAACACCAAAUGCUGCAGUUUUGAAUGGUGAAGGGUCAUUCGCGCUGGUUGAGGCAGAACCAGAUGCAGUACCUAUCAACUGCGCACCUAUUGUGUCCUCCUACAAUGACAAAAUCCGUCCCCUACUUGACGCGGUGGACAAACUCCGUAACUUGAUGAUAAUGGAUGAAGGCAUUCAGCUCCCAACAAUUGUGGUGGUUGGGGACCAGUCAUCUGGAAAGUCUAGUGUCCUUGAAUCUUUGGCCGGCAUCAGCCUCCCUCGGGGUCAAGGCAUCUGCACAAGGGUACCCCUUAUAAUGAGGCUGCAGCACCACUCAAGUCCUGAGCCAGAGCUUUCCUUGGAGUACAGCGGCAGAACUGAUCGUACCGAUGAAGACAACGUGACUGAUGAUAUUGUUAGAGCCACUAAUUCUAUUGCAGGGGGAGGUAAGGGAAUUUCUAACACCCCAUUGACUCUGUUGGUGAAAAAGAAGGGUGUUCCUGAUUUGACUAUGGUGGAUUUGCCUGGUAUUACUAGAGUGCCUAUUCAUGGGCAGCCUGAAAAUAUUUAUGAUCAAAUCAAAGAUAUGAUCAUGGAAUAUAUAAAGCCAGAAGAGAGUAUCAUUCUGAAUGUGUUGUCUGCCAGUGUCGAUUUUGCCACCUGUGAAUCGAUUAGGAUGUCGCAGAGUGUCGAUAAGACUGGUGAAAGGACGCUGGCUGUGGUUACAAAAGUUGAUAAGGCACCUGAGGGACUGCUCGAGAAGGUCACGGGAGAUGAUGUCAACAUCGGACUUGGUUAUGUCUGUGUGAGGAACCGCAUUGGAGAUGAAACAUAUGAGGAGGCACGGGCCAUUGCUCAUGAACUAUUUCAGAGUCAUCCUCUUCUGUCGAAGAUCGACAAAUCCAUUGUCGGUAUUCCAGUUUUGGCGCAAAAGUUGGUGCAAAUUCAAGCUAACAGCAUAGCAAGAAACUUGCCGGAAAUUGUGAAGAAGAUUAAUGAAAAGCUGAAUUACUGCCUUUCUGAACUGAAUAAAAUGCCAAAGAAUCUUUCCUCUGUUGCUGAGGCCAUGACAGCUUUCAUGCAGAUCAUUGGUUUGGCCAAAGAAUCUCUAAGGAAGAUUCUUCUGAGAGGAGAAUUUGAAGAGUACUCUGAAGACAGACACAUGCAUUGCACUGCUAGAUUGGUUGAAAUGCUCAAUCAGUACUCAGAUGCACUUCACAAUUGUGUUGAAAGCGACCCGAAGAAACACUUCUUGAUAGAAGAGAUCAAGGCAUUGGAGGAAGUGAAAGGUAUAGCACUUCCGAAUUUUCUUCCUCGCAAUGCUUUUCUUACUAUCUUGCAGGGAAAAGUGAGCGGAAUUUCGUGCAUACCAAUUGGGUUUGUGGAGCAGGUUUGGACUUACAUUGAGGAAGUGGUUAUUUCUGUGUUGAUGAGGCAUUCGGAUAAUUAUUAUCAGCUUCAACUAUGUGCGAGGCGAGCUGGACACAAUCUGAUGGCCAAGAUGAAAGAAAGGUCGAUUAAGUGGAUGACGGAAAUUGUGGAUAUGGAGAAGCUUACGGAUUAUACAUGUGAUCCUGAGUAUGUUGCUGAAUGGAAUAGGCUCAUGGCUCACCAGAAGACCUUCAUAGAUGGGGUCUUAGAUAACAGCCCUUCUACUUCUACUAUAACUAUAGAAGGUAUUGGGGAGGUAGAAGUUGAAGCUCUGAGGCAGUACCCUCUUAUGUUACCUCAAGCUUUUGAUCUGAAAAUGAGGAUGGCUGCUUAUUGGAAGGUUGUUAUGAGGAGGUUUGUUGAUUUUAUGGCGUUGCAUAUGCAGCUGUCUAUUUCCAACCUGGUGAACAAGGAGAUGGAAGCUGAGAUUGUGAAUGAGCUGAUGGGACCUUACGGUGGCGGGAUUGAGAGGAUGCUGGAGGAGUCACCGGCUGUAGCGGUGAAGCGUACAAACCUGAAUAAGAGCAUCAGAAAGCUGAGGGAUUCUAAGGAGGUUGUGGCUAAGAUUAUUGACAGCAUCGUUACCUAUGGUCAUUGA
Molecule: messenger RNA, 2043 nt
Organism: Prunus armeniaca (apricot)
Lineage: Eukaryota; Viridiplantae; Streptophyta; Magnoliopsida; Rosales; Rosaceae
Source: the annotation of a GenBank genome assembly